Molecule: messenger RNA, 1128 nt
Organism: Cucumis sativus (cucumber)
Lineage: Eukaryota; Viridiplantae; Streptophyta; Magnoliopsida; Cucurbitales; Cucurbitaceae
Product: probable membrane-associated kinase regulator 6
Exons: 3
Coding region: 157-825 (222 amino acids)
Source: RefSeq, a predicted model, not a curated record
UUUCACAAUUACAUCAUAUCCUUCCCUCAUAGGCUCAUAGCAGAUGGCCAACAGCCUUCUCCUCCUCCUCCUUCUUCUUCUUCUUCUUCUUCUUCCAGAUCUUCCUUCAAAUUAUAAUAUCAUAACUUCACAAAACUAAGCUCAUCACUGUCAGCCAUGGAAGCUUCUUCUCAACCUCUAUCCAUAGAAAGCUUCUCAUAUAGUUGGUUAGUGAACAUGAGAUCAUCCUUUGAAAUUAGUUGUGCCAAUUCCUUUAGAACCUCUCUUGAUGAAGCUUCCUUCAUUGAAAUGGAUCCUACAAUGCCACCUUCCAAGAGAUUCUACUUCACUAAUUCCUCUCGCCGUUCUAACGACUUCAAGUUCCCAGCUCCUCUCUCCCCGUCUCCCUCUCUCCCUCUCGUUCACGCCGACCAGCUCAUCUCCAACGGCUACCUCGUCCCCUUGCAAGUGUUCGAGGGCGUAUCGGGUGUCAUGAUCGGUUCACCUGAUGCAGUUAAGCUCGUAGCGGAGCCACCAGGAAAAUCUGCAGAGUCGUUGAGGAAGUCGUGCAGGAGAUUAUCAAGGCAGAUUUUCCAGAAAUAUUUGAACUUUUUAAGGCCACUUUGUAGAAGGAUUCAAAGGGUGGGAAAUUAUGGGAAUAAUACUAAUGGUAAAUUAGGAGGGAAGAAAUUGUUGUUCCAUGGUGGAAAAUAUACUAAUACUACUACUACUACCACAAGGGAAGCUCAUCAUCAGUGUAUUGAUGAAUGGAGAAGAUCUUCUUGUGAUUCUGAGACCUCAAUUUAUGAUGCAGUUCUUCACUGCAAAAACUCCAUAGGAAAAUGAAGAGGGAGAAGAGAGCAAGGAAGGGGCCUGGGGAAGGGAAAAAAGGAUGAUGAUGAUGAUGAUGAUGAACAUAGGGACAGUACAGUUGUUGUUUGUCUGUUGUUAAUUUCUGUUUGUGUAAGUUUGUGGGGAUAUAUAUGGAAAAAAUGCAAUAGUACUGUUUGUGUUUUGUCAUUGUGAGAGUAAAGAAAAGAAUCUGUUUUGGAUUAUGAGAGUGGAAAAAUUGUGGCCUUUGAUGGAAAGGUGAAAAAGGCAUAUAUAUAUAUAUAUAUAUAUAUCAUAUUAAAUUUUUAUUUGUCUUUA